CUGGCAAACGUGCUGACGACAUACACCACGUCAACUUCAACUGUUCUACAAGAAAUACCCACACACCUCUCCCUUUCUUUACACAAGCGCUGAUUCUUAAUAACUGGAAACCAUGUAAUCGUUUACAAAUAACACGGUGAGUGUGAAUACACUGCCUGCGCGUUCACGCGAGGAUUACUUGAAGUUAUAUGUUAACAGCUUCUAAAUGUCGCGCGCUAAUAGCUUGCCUACGUUAGCUUAGCAUCCUCGUUUCAACCACGAUGGAUUAAAACGUAUCCAACCAGUUACUACAACUUAUCUUAUUAUCCACAUGCCAGAGCUAGGAGAAUGUUCUUGAGUCAAAAAUGACCUCAUUGGCAUCGUCAUCUCAAUUAACGGGGUCAUGCAGGACUCUUCCAGGGGAAGGGACUCAGGUCCACCCCAGAGCGCCUCUGCUGCAGAUCCUGAAAGUAGCAGGUGCUCAGGAGGAGGUGUUUACCCUGAAGGAGGUCAUGCAUUAUCUGGGUCAGUACAUCAUGAUGAAGCAGCUGUAUGACAAACAGAGGCAGCACAUCGUCCACUGUCACGAUGACCCACUCGGAGAGCUGCUGGAAGUGGGGAGCUUUUCUGUUAAAAACCCCAGCCCUGUGUAUGAGAUGUUGAAGAGGAAUUUGGUAAUUUUAAAUAAUUCGGAUGCAGCAAAGAAUCUUUCAGUCGGCAAGGAUUCUAAUGAGUCUCCAAAUGAAGAUCCUGGUCAGGUGUCCAGUGGGUCAAUAAACUCUGCUCAGCCUCUCAUCGCUGGUAGUUCAAGCACUGGCACAACGCAGAGCUGCUCACAGCGCAGACCACGUGAUCCAGAUGAAGACUCCUCAGAUGGUUUACCCAGGUCUGCCUGCAAACGACCAAAGCUGGACGUGACUCUGGAAGAGUGGGACCUUUCAGGGUUGCCUUGGUGGUUUUUGGGUAACUUGCGAAGUAAUUACACUCGGCGGAGCAACGGUUCCACUGAUAUUCAUACCAAUCAACUCUCUCCCGGACAGGACGAGGACACGGCCAUCGUGUCUGACACCACCGAUGAUCUUUGGUUCCUGAAUGAGGCAGAGAGCGAGCAGGUGAGCGUGGAGAUGAAGGAGGCCAUGCUGGAGCAGGGCAGUGAUGGAGAGUCUCCGCAUGAAGAUGAGGACACUGGGAAAGAUAGUAAAGAUGAUGGAAAGAUGCAAGAAGAACAGGAGGAUGACUCUCAGUGUUUGAGUGAUGACACAGAUACUGAGAUCUCCACACAGGAUGCAUGGCAGUGUUCAGAGUGCCGCAAGUUUAACACCCCUCUUCAGCGGUACUGCAUGCGCUGCUGGGCUCUGCGGAAAGACUGGUACAAGGAUUGUCCUCGUCUCGUACACUCCAUCUCCGUGCCAGACAUCCCUGCCUGCAGUUCACAUCCUGAGAGGGAUGAAGAUGAGGAGGAGGAGGAGGAAGAUGAUGGAAUCGACAUGCCUGACUGCCACAGGACUGUGUCUGACCCAGUCGUCCUCCCCUCGCAUCGCGUCUCUAGAAACAUCCCCUCAUCAUCCGCUUCCUCAUCUAAAGGAAAGGGUCCUCCCCAGAUUCACUUACAAGAGACUUCAGAAGGGGACAGUCAGGACACUCUGGACAUGGAGACCGAAUAUCAACCCGAGGCCUUGCUGGAACCCUGCAAGCUGUGUCGUGUGCGGCCGCGAAAUGGGAACAUCAUCCAUGGCAGAACGGCACACCUGAUCACAUGUUUCCCCUGUGCUCGCAAGCUGCACAAAUUUCACGCUCCUUGCCCAGGCUGUGGCCAGGUUAUACAGAAGGUCAUCAAAACCUUCAUAGCAUGAGCAAAGAAAUCUUUAUUAUAAUUGCACACUCGCUUACUAUAUUGUACAUAAACAAGCAGAAAAAGCCGAUUCCUGGAGUUAAAUAAAAGUAUAGUAGAGUGUAUUUCCGACGAUUAAAGCCAAGUAUAAAUAAUGUACAGAAUGUAAUUUAAAGAAACUAGCCUGAUAUUGAUGGUUGCUUUAUUAACAUUAAGAAAACGUGAUCUCCACGGCCGCUUCUCAGGUGGAGGAGAAGGUUAGCCGCACGAUUUGCUACUGCCUGAGUGGGAAGAUAUGAAUCAUGGGUCAGAAAUAAUAAUGAACCCAGAAGAAAUGCACGGCUUUGGUAUUUGUGCCUGCAUAAACAAUUAAAAUUCCAACCUUUUGUACUUUAAACGGUUUGUUCUAGAGCAUUUAAAAAGUCACACAGUGCACUAGACUGACUUUGGUUUUACUUUAUUUUAGAAGAACAGACUAUAAUUUCCAACUCCCCCACUUUCUUGCAAAUUGCAGGCACUUACAGACUAAAGCUUUAGGAGGCAAUUCAGUGUGAUGUUUAGUAUAUCUGGUGGACUUUUUCUUUAGACAGGUGCUUUAAACCGAUUCAAUUGGAAUAUUUAUUUAUUUAUAUAGUUGAGUUUUGUAGAUGGGAUCUCAUGGGGUGACCAGUCAUUGGCAUUCCUGUGCUGUGGUGCGGAGAACCACUUGUAUUACAGGUUUUGAAGUAUUAAAACACCUAUUCACGUACAGGUGAUGCAAAAGGAAAGGAUUAUUAGGCUGAUGACUUUCUUUGGUUACUUCUGUUCUUCAACAUUGCUUUUCUAUAUAUGUUUAGCACUCUGUGUUGUUUUAUUUUUUAUUUGUAACACACAUAUGUGCCUGUUUUAUGAAGGUUAAGGAACAAACAUGAGAGCAGUUAGUGGAAGGAUUUAGUCUUGUUUUAUUUUGAGUUGCCAGGUGAGAAAAAAAAAACACUUUUUGAAAGAAACAUCUGCCACAAUUUUAAUGCAGCGCUUUUGUUUCUGUGCAGAAAGCCAUCUGUAUUGUUGGUAGUGUUAAUUGAAAUUAACAGAGCACUUCUGAUGUGUGGGAUUUUAGGUUUAUUGUGCUCUGUUUUUCUGAAUACUGCACCGAUUACUGUAGGAAGUCUCUUGUGUGUUAUUUCAGUGCAACCAGCACUGUUGUCCACAGCCACCAGAGGGCAAAAGAGCUUUUUACACACAGUAAACCCACUGGACUACCUUUUCCCAUUUCUAAUUAAUUGUGUUAUUUACUUUGAGGGUUUGGAGGCCGUUUUAUAAGCCCAUCCAAAUUUAGCUGAACUUUAUUGUGUGGUACAAGCACUGCUAUAUCACUGCCAUUUUGCCUCAUAGUAUGGAACUUAAAACGUUCAUCCUAAGCCAAUGCAAUUAUGCGAUGAAGUUCGUUUUGGUUUGUUCACUUGUUUGUUUUAUCAAGACUUAAUGUUUGCAGAGAUUUAAUCUGAGCUGAUUUUUGUUUGUUUAUAUUUUUAAAAUGUAAAAUAAAUCAAACCGAUGGUAAGA
Molecule: messenger RNA, 3355 nt
Organism: Danio aesculapii
Lineage: Eukaryota; Metazoa; Chordata; Actinopteri; Cypriniformes; Danionidae
Gene: mdm4
Product: MDM4 regulator of p53
Exons: 11
Coding region: 345-1832 (495 amino acids)
Biological process (GO): regulation of cell cycle; protein ubiquitination; negative regulation of apoptotic process
Cellular component (GO): nucleus
Molecular function (GO): ubiquitin-protein transferase activity
Source: RefSeq, a predicted model, not a curated record